GUUUACAGAUGUCAUGCCCCAUAAGACCCGAAGUAGAACACCUCAAAAAUAAUCUAUAAGUAAUGGAUAUGAGUUAUUCUCACACCACUGCAGUGUGCAUAUAGAUGUAUAUACGGCUGUAUAUGAUCACCUCGCUGUAAACAGUGUGGGUUCUGAUUUCAAAAACUAAAAGUUUACACUGGUAUGCUUGUUACUGACAGUUAACGCUCUAAUAUUAGCAGAAAAUAAGGCAGAUGAUGAAACUCAUGACCACACGGGAGCAACCGGAGUGAAGGGGCUGUCCGCUCUGGUAAGUCCCGCAGUUCAAAUAUAGCUCUGCAGACGUGUCAGUGUGCGGCUGGUCCUGGUAGCCUCUCCCCGCUGUGUGUAUAUAUAUAUAUGUGCAUGCAUCUUGCGGGUUGGGUUCACACAUGAAGUUGUAUUAUUAAAAACCAGGCACAGGACCUGCCUCUGUCACCGGCCACUCACACCUGCGGGCGUCAAUCAUGCUGGGAUUUGCGUCGUUUCCCUGACACGACACUUCUAUCUGAUUGGCCCAGCCUUGGUCCAGGGGCGGGAGCUCCACAGCUUCUCCUGAAAUCCCAUUGGAGGAACAGCGACGAGGUUGACGUGACGCAGCUUGGAAUUCCCAAAGUUCCCAAGUUCACGGGAAGAGAGGAGCGUUGUUCAUACUGACAAAAAAAAAUAAAUAAAAACAAGACGUGUUGAAGGCAAAAAAAAAAACUGCGAGCGACUGAGGUGUGAGCAAGUCGGAAAACCAGAAAGCUGAGUCUGCACCGUGCUGUGCCGCGCUCGGCCUGAAGAGGGCGAUGUCUGACAACAGCAACAGCACCGGCAGCAGCGGCUCCUCCACCAACAGCUGGACCCUCCUCUCCCCCGAGGAGGCUGCUAUUGAGAAUGUGGGGCCGGUCGACGACGGCACAGAGAGCCUCGGUGACGUCCCGAGUCUCUCUGAGGAGGUGACAGGUGCUGCCGUGGAGUUUAAACCAAGUGACAUGUCUAUAGAAACUGUCCUGUCUGAAGAAGGCCACCAGGUGUGUCAAGAGACCUCUCCAGAGUCCAGUUUGGGUCCCAUCCCUUCCAGUCCAGGCCGAAUGAGCCCUCUUUUACCAAACCCUCUUGACCCUCUUGACCCUCUUGACCUCGACCUAGAGAGUCAGGCUCCAGUCAUCCAUGACAUCGUAACCAGCUCCCCCAGUGACAACGAGCACCUAGGAGCCACACCUUUUGUCACCAACAUUGAUUUGGGGGCUCCGCUCGAUAUCCCUGCUUCCGAACUCCUUCCAGCUGAGCCGGAGGAGUCCUGCUCUACUCCUCCCCUGACUGAGAUUCCUGUCACUACAGAACAAGCGCUUGACACGCCUGCUGAUGUCCUGAUUCCUGCUGGCCCUGCCGGGGCGAGUCCUGUCUUUACUGCUGAACCUGAGGUGGACAUCCCUACUGAGACCCUCACAGCCGCUGAUCCUCCCGCUCACAUUGAGGCUGAUAUCACCUUUACCCCAGAGAGUACAGAGCCACCGAGCCCAGCCCCAGAGAGCCUGGUGGCAGCAAGCCCCAUCGAUGAUGCUCCUGCACCAGAGACAGUUGGUUCAGCAGAGGCAGAGGAGGAGGAGGCAGCUGUGGAAGAGGAGGAGAUGGAGCCAUCUGAGACAGUGACCCAGGAGGAGAGAGAAGCAGAGGAGGAAGAAGGAGAAGAGCCAUCAAGUAGUUUUGAUGUGGGCGACACAAGCGGCUUUGAUGACGGACUGAGGAGGAGGAACGUCCCCUCCUUCGAGGCAGCGCGACCAAGAACGUCAGAUGAGGACGAAGAGGAGGAGGAAGUGGAGUUCAAGCUGGCCGAGAAGAAGGAGGAAAAGCCAUGGCUGUCCAUGAACAAAUGCAUUGUGGGUGCUCUGAUCCUGCUCUUCUUAGGUUCCCUUUUCCUCUCAGGUUUCCUCUCUGACCUGGAUAAUGGAGACUUUGACGCCUCUGAACUGAGUGACGGAGAACCAAGCCAGGACUGGCUUAGCGCUGAUCCACAGGAUAUGAAAGAGCUAUUGGAUAAACUGACACAGGAAAACCAACAAAUCGCUCAGCUAGAGGCUCAACUACAGUCUCAAAAAGAAGAACUGGACUCCGCCCUGAGCGCAGUAGCAGCGAGCGGUGAUGCGAAGGGUAAAGCAGAUCUUGAACUGGAAAACACAAAGCUGAAGAAGGAGCUGUUGUCCCUGCCUGAGCUGAAGACAGAGCUGGAGAGUCUGAGGGCCAGGGUGACCGAACUCAGCCAGCUCACAGCAAAUCAGGAAAUGCCCCAGACUACCCCAGGUUCAGCCCCUCAGCCUGGUGACAAAGACAGUCAAACUACCAAGACAGCAGCUGGCCCUGAGAGGAGGAAGGACACAAAUGAGGGAGGAAGGCUAAAGGAUGAACUUCAGAGGCAGAAGGUUCUUCUGGAGGAGAGCAAGAAGAGACUGCAAGGGAUGAAAAAAGGCGGAAGUGACAGGAAACAAGUGAGGGAUCACCUGGAGGAGAUCCAGAAGAAGCUUUCUGAACAAGUGGAGAGGUGGGGCAAGAGGAAGCCACAGGAGUCCAAAUGGAAAGGGAACAAGGGAAAAACCAAUGAGCGGGACCAUUGGAGGAAAGAAGACAAGAAAGAGUGGAGAGGAGAGAAAGACUGGAAGCAUAGCAAAGACGAGAAGAAGGAGAAGGAGUGGAAGUCUCCGAAGCAGAACUCUCAUAAGGAGGCAUGGAGAAAACACCAGGACGAGUGGGAGGGGAAGAAGGGCGAGCGAAGGAUGGACAGAGAGGAGAGGAGGAAGGAGAAACCGUGGCACAGCCGGCCUGGUAAGAGCUCCCACAGUCACCAUCAACACCACCACCACCAGCCCCGUCAGCCUCAUCAGCACAGCCAGAACGACUUCUGGAGAGACCAGGAGCAGAAGCUCAGGCGCAACGUCCGCCCCCAGCUGGGCUGCAGCUCCGUGGACAACUGUGCCGAAAAGGAGGGGCUCUACCCGGUGGAGCUGCCCGAGUUCGAGGAACUGCUGGAGGGCUACCUGAGCAAGCUCGAAGGAUCCUCAUCUGAGAGCAAGGACAAGGUCAGGAAGCUGACGGCAGAGUACUUCGAGGACGGCGUGUUUAUCCACGACCGGGUUCUUUUCAGUGACUUUGCGGAGGACGUGGCGGACAUUCUUGAGGACAUGGUGGACGUCUUGGACGUCGGCGGGCAGAAGGACGACGACUCCCUGGAGGAGGAGAUGGAGGAGUUUGAACGAGAGGCCCUGUGGAAGUUUGCCGCCACAGCUUAAACAGACAUAUAGGGGGGCAAAAGGGAGUAAAACAUGACACUAAGGUGCAGCACAAGUGGUGGUUUCAUAGGACAUUUUCUCGCCUACAUUUUCCUCUUCAGAGCUGUAAUUGUAGUAGCUUCUGGUACAGAGUGCGUUGUGCCUCUCAUAAACGUGUCCCUCUGAGUCUUUAAUUAUAAGCUAGACUUGUACUUGUCAUUUUGGACUUAGUUGUUGUUACCUACCUCUGUCAGGUCAUGCCUCCUAACCCAGAAUCCUUCAGUAAUGUGUUGUGUGGGUUUUCCUCUGCUCUAUAGUGUUUUCUCAAUACGUAGUGCAUGUUGCAGUUCAUAAUGUAAAUUCAAAACACACACACAACAAAAAAAAAUAAACAAUAACAGGGCUUUAGGAGAUGGUAUUUUCAAAUAAGUCAGUUGAGCACCAGCGCAAAUGAGUUACAGAAAGAUGUAUUAGAUUGGAACUUUCCCUUCAUUGGGCGUUCUUGCCCUCUAUGUAAAAAAAAAAAAACAACCCGCCACUUUUCCGAGCAGGUUAAAACAAAUGCUGAGACAGUUUUUUUUCUUUUUUUUCUUUUUUGCAGAGACCGUUUGCCUGAAGUGAUGUAUAACUGUCAGAUCCCAGAGGAUGAGAUCGCAGUUCAGUAAUAAGACUCAGAUCAGGCCAGACCGGUUUUGUGCGAGCAGCAGCAGCAGCGGCUCUUCUGUAGAUUCAGGCAAAUGCACGCAGAGUGCUGGUUGAGACCCCUGAGCGCUCCGUUUCAAAAUUGUAGUCGUUUUCGUCCCCGCCCUCACUCCCAACUGUCACUUCACAGCAGAUGUCUGGAAACGACCAGGAACCGGUUUGUGAAGUGUCAGUGCUGCUCAAUAAAAAAUGAAAAAAAUAAAUAAAUAAAAAAAUAAAAAAGCAAUAGGACAAAGCGAUAGCCAUAGCUAAAUUUAUGACUGCUAAACCACUUUAGCACUUUUCUCAAACAUUCACAUACUGUUUGUUUUAGUUCUCCUAACCUUUUUUUUUUUUUAAAUAAUGUAGCCAUGGGGACCUCCAACACAUGAUCUACAUAUACUGGGUAUCCCAGAGCAUUCAGAGUAAAAGGUUAAGCGAUCUAUAGAAAUCCCAAAAGGGUUCAUUUAAUUGAUAUGUUAAUUGAGAUUGGCAGCCAAACCAGUAUUGCUCUUUUUUUUUUUUUUUCAUUGUCUCCUCAUUGUGACAGCAGACUGAUGUCACCUGGCUGCAGCCCAAUCGCUGGAAUAAAUGUUAGCUAAGUACAUUUUAUGCAAAACCACAGUUUCCUUAUGUUGCAGCUUUACAUUUGUUCAGGUUUAAUUUUCCAUUUCUCUCUUUCAUAAUCACACGUUGGAAACAUCCCCAGGGCUUCUUAAAACGACACAACAAGAGCGGCUGGAAAUGUCCACCGAUCUCCUUAAAAACAUCCAGUCAGCGUUUGGCAGUCUCGCUGGCUGCAAUAAUGCCACCACGGAUGCCCUUAACCUCCGGAUGUGAAAGUCGGCUAGUAAGCAUGUAAUGUCGGCUAGUAAGCAUGUAAUGUCAACCUGAUAUGUCACGUUUGAUACAAAUGACAACCUUGGACGAAUCCGUGGUUCACAGAAAUGUUAACUGCUAACAUUAUUCUCUGGCGACUGGGCUGUUAACUGACGUGCACAGAAGUGGUAGAGAAAAAGCUGUUCAGUUCAUGAAAAUGGUAAAACAAGGAAGCUGCCACGUUUUCAAAUAUGAAGCUAAAUGAGGUGGACAAAAGGUACUUCUUUGAGAUUAACGAUUUCUUUGUUCUUUUGUUUGUUUUAGUGUUUGAUAUUAGCUGUGUUUGAUUCUCGAGGUGUUUUCCCUCUUUUUUUCGGUGGAUGUGAAGUUAAAGUCGACAGAUUGUGAUUGUUGGUUCUCACUCUCCGGUGAAAGAAGCUUUGUAGUGUUUUCAUGUUUUAUUUAUUCUGUCAGUACACUGCGACUCUUUUAUUUUUAACGAGAAGAACCACAGACUGUGUCCGAGGCCAUACACAUCGAGUGUGUGAAAGUGGUGAAUUUCUAUUUUGGUUUUUCAGAAGUUUAGUUUGCCAGCGACUGCUUACGUGCCUUUAUUAUUAUGAAUACGUUAGAUUGGCCGAGAGGUCUUUGAUAUCAUCUGCUUCUGCAAGACUAUUAAGAGAGCAGAGAGUUUACACUAGUUGCGAUUUUUACCGCUGCUUACCGGGCAGAGAACGAAUGUCAUAGGGUUUACACAUGAAGUGUUGAAUAGAUUUUUCUUAAACAUUCUCUGCUUGUUUGGACAGAGAAACUCUUUUUUUUUGGUUUUUGUUUUUUUUUGAGAGUUUUUAGACCAAAGGGAUUGGAAGAAAGCUUAAUUUCAACACGAGUCCUGUAAUGAAACACAGUUAGGAAAGCUGAGUCAAUAUUUGAGAAGUGUUGGUGUCUUUGUGGGGCUUCAUCAUGUAUGAACCAGCUCAGAUGUGCAUGUAAUCCCUGAACAAAUGUAUCGAUAAAUUUGGAUCAUUUUUAAUUUUCUUCGGCCAUCAUUUUUGUCCUCUUUUAGGAAGUCAAUGUUGAGUUGAAUAAAAUUUCCACCAUUAUGAAUA
This is a messenger RNA of Acanthopagrus latus (yellowfin seabream), 5875 nucleotides long. It is a transcript of the gene pbxip1a, whose product is annotated as pre-B-cell leukemia homeobox interacting protein 1a. The transcript has 11 exons. NCBI's taxonomy places the organism in Eukaryota, Metazoa, Chordata, Actinopteri, Spariformes, Sparidae. The record is from RefSeq and is a predicted model, not a curated record. Bases 810 to 3287 code for a protein of 825 amino acids.